AAACAGACUUGGCUAAGAGACGGUUGUGUUUGACGGUAUUUUGUCGGGCGAUAGUCAGCAGCAAAUGCAAAUAACGAAACAAAUGUUGCGGUUUGGCCAUUGAAAAACAAUCAAGGAAUAGCGACAAAACAAAAACAAAAGUUUAAACAACAACAACAUUGGUUGGUCGUUCGUAUAUCUUGUUGACGCGAUCGUGAUUGUGUCUUGCACUGCCUUUCUAAACGGAGAGGUGGUAGUAGAGAUCGCCAAACAAUUUGGGGUGCCAGUGAAGUAGUGAGAGAAGUGAGUGCUGGUGUUUCCAGCGAGCGGUACCAGUAGUAGUAGUAGUAGUGCUGGUUGUUGUGAAUGUCAUUCAGUCCAUCAAAAAGUCAGUCAAGCUGGAUUUGUCUUUUUGUUUUGAUUGCAAGUUGUGUGCAUGAUGACGUAUGUUUGUGAAUGCUUGUUGGCUGCAUGAAAUUAUUUGCUGAAUGCAGUGCUGUUGACAUUUUGCUCGCCUCACAUUUAACAUCAUUGUAUGGAACUGAAUGGAGGCAUGCAGUUGCAAUUGCAGCCAUCGUCACUAGUCGCUAGUACCAUAUAGUGGUAAUGUGAGAAGUAUUUGUGGUGUGGUGGUGGUCACACGUUGUGUUAUUUUACGUUGUUUUGUUUCGAAGAACCGCUCAGAGCGCUAUUUACAAAAAAAAAAAAAAAAACAAAGCCAACGAAAAUAACACCGACUUUGCAGCUAACAACAAACAAUCAAACAAACGAACCAACUUAGUUGGAAUUGCAGCAGAACAUGUUACAGAAGUUAGCUGCAAACUUAAACCACGAAAACCACUUUGACUAACCACGGCCAGGCAGACACGACAGGCAAUAAACUGCAGCUUGGCAAAGUCAAGAAAAAGAAAACUAAAAAAAAAACCAAACCCAGUGGAGAUUGGGUUUGUGCGCAUGCGUGCCAGCCAUUCAGACCCACAACGUUGCCUGUUGUAUUUUUGCUUUUAAAAGUGCAUUAAGAGCGUGUGUGUGUGUGAGAGUGUUUGUGAGUUUGUUUAAAUUUAGUUUUAUUUAUUUUUUUCUCGAAAAGGCAGGAAAGUUGCUGCUCUGUGUGUCCGAGACAAGUAAAAAGAGACGUUUUUCUUUCGAGGCAAAAAAAAAAAAAACGAAAAAACUUCAGUUGCGCCACCACUGAAGUAGAAAGUUGCCGUCUUUGAAAAGUUAAUUUUUUUUUCUGCAACGACCCUGUUGGAUGCAUCGUCGCAAGUCAAGGCGGAAAUUCUGGCGCGUUAAAAAGUAAACCGCGAAAGAAACGCACAAGUAAAAUUAAAAAAAAAAACAAAAAUAAAAAUGCAAACAAAUCACAAAAUUUACUGAGGCAAUUAAUUGUGUUAAGGAAAACAAGAAACUAAUUAAUUAAAAAAAAAGUAGUCCCAAAAAACAAGAGCAACAACAAUCACAGAAUUACAUACAUCAUAAAAAAGUGUCACGGAGAAGAAAACCCAAACCAAAAUAAAUAAGAAAAGUGAAAGAAAGCAUUUUCUCAAGUUCACCCAGUAACCAUAAAAGUUUGAAAUCAAAAUAAAAAUAAUUUAAAAAAAAUUUAAAGAAAAAAAAAAAAACAACAACAUUGAAAUCUUAUUGUUUUUGUGCAUUGUGUGUUUUUGUUUUGCUUCAUUUUAAUGCUGACCAAUUAACAACUCGAACAACAACAACGAUGUCGGAUAUUUAUUAUUGCAGCAAGAAUAAAAAGUCACAAAGUGAUGGAAAAACUUCCGGUUCCGACAAAUCACCAAAAACCAUAAAUAACAACAACAGUAGCACCGCUAAUGGUAAUAUUUGCGGAAAACAUUCGUCCUCAUCAAGCAGCAAAACUAACUGGAAGGGUAUGCAGUCGUCCAAUAUCAGUUCUCCGCGUGAAUCGUCAUCGAAUGGCGGCAGUGCAUCACAGGUCUCCAACACAUCAGUACCCAAAGUCUUUCACAACACCCGCUGUACCCGCCAUCACAAGGCUCACAGUCAUUCGCCGAAUCGUACCAGCAAUGGUAUGGCCGUGGGAGCCGAUAUUGCCCAUCACACACUGAACGGUCAUAGUCACAAUGGUCAUGGUCACAUUCAUCAUUUGCCCAGUGCCGGUCAUCGAAAGAAAACCGAAUCGGUAUUAUCAACAGAUUCGGAUAUACGCUUUACGCGACGAAAAUUGGGAGAUAGUCAGAAGUGUGGAUGUGCUGUGAUUGCAGGAUUUCUAGUCGCUCUACUAGUGGCUGGUGUGUUUGUUUAUGUGGGGUAUACCUAUUUCAAACCGGAACCAUUGUCUGAUCGAAUUUUCCGUGGCAAAUUCCAAAUAUUAAAUGACAAAUGGUCCAUGGAUUUGGCAAAUCAAAAUUCGUUGAGGUUCCAGCAAAAGUCAAGGGAUUAUAGGGAACGCAUUAAUCUGUUGGUGAGGCGUUCCGAUUUACGUGAGGCCUAUGAGGGUAGCGAAAUUUUGGCAUUAGAUGGUUUUGAGGAUAAAAGUGAUAUUUUGGUCCAUUUCAAUAUGGUCUUUGAUCCGUAUGCCGGUUUGGUAAAUACCGCCGAUCUUUUGGCAUUGUUCGGCGAGGAGUUCAACUGCCCUCAUCCUCGUUAUUUCGCCAACGUUACCGUCGACCCACAAUCGCUGAUGAUCAAAGAAGUUACGGGCUUGAUUGAGGAACCCAUUAUGUCCUCUUCCCCGCUGGGUGGAGAUGAUGAGACCACUGAAAUUAUUACCACCACACCCAGACAACCACGUCGUUGUGAACCUCUGAAAUUGAAUUAUUGCCGAUCGAUUGGAUACAAUAUUACGACAUACCCCAAUUUGCUGGGUCAUACGUCCUUCGAAGAGGUACAGGCCGAUGUGAUAGCCUUUCGUGAGUUGGUCGAUGCUGAGUGUUUCCGUGAAGCUUUUGAUUUUGUGUGCCGUCUGCUGCAGCCACCCUGUGAGGGGCAAAUUAAUGUGGAACCCUCACCGGGCAUCAUGUGUCGAGAGUAUUGUGAACAGUUUAUGCGGGGUUGUGGUAAUCGUUUGCCCAAACGUUUCCAGAAAUAUUUCGAUUGUGAAAAGUUCCCCGAAUCGACGGGUAUCCAGUCGUGUCAUCACAAGCCCCGCUGUGCCAGCGAUAUGCAAAUGAAUGCCCAUAGUCCGCGUUUGUGUGAUGGUGUUGCCGAUUGUCCUGAUCUGUCGGAUGAAAGGACUUGUACGUUCUGCACGAGUAAUUCGUUGUACUGUGGUCGGGGUAGAGCCUGUGUGCCGCGUAAGGCUCGAUGUGAUGGCAAGGCCGAUUGCCCGGAUGGUUCGGAUGAAAAGGAUUGCCUCUCCAUUGCUCCCUUGGCUUCGGAACUAAUUGAUCCUGAGCCUUUGGUUCCCUACUUGCCGAGAUUCCAUCCCGAAGGCUAUGCGGUAUUUUCUGAAAAGGGUUCGGUGGGCAAACUUUGUGCUGAGGGUUUGGAGGGCGAUAGCAAGCUGGUGGUGCGGCAAACUGUGGCCGAGUCGCUCUGCAAAUCUUUGGGUUAUGAAUCCGUUGAAAUAUUCGAUGUGGUUACGGACACAGAAAAUAUCAACGACUAUGUGAGGGUUUUGGAUCCCCAUGCUCCGGAAAUCUCCUUUGUGCGUACCCAUUGCCCCCGUCGCCAGGUACUCUAUGUGGGUUGUGAUGAAUUGCAGUGUGGCAUACAAUCGGUAUUGACAGGAAAACAACAUCUCACCUUACCCAAAAUGUCUUCGCCCGGAGAUUGGCCUUGGUUGGCGGCCCUUUAUCGUGAGGAUAUACAUGUGUGUGAUGGGACCUUGAUUUCCCCCGAUUGGGUCCUGACCACAGAAUCCUGUUUCCAAGGCCAACCUAGGGCCACCUGGAUGGCAGUGUUUGGCUCGGUGCGUCUAGCCUCCAAGGCUCCUUGGACCCAAAGACGUCGCAUCAUUGGCAUGAUUAAAAGCCCUGUCGAAGGUUCCACGGCAGCUUUGAUACGCCUUGAAACUCCCGUUGUCUUUUCCGAUCAUGUCCGCCCAAUUUGCUUGCCAGAUGAACAGCAACGACGCCAAGAACAACAAAUUCAACGUCGUGCCUAUAUACCCAAAGCCGAACGUCUGGAGGGUAAAAGUGGUGAAGCCAUUAAACUUCUCGAACACGAGACCCAACAAUAUUUCGAACUGCCCGCCUUUACAACCAGCUCCGAAAUCUCGGAUUCCGAUGAAAACAUAAACGAUUCUUUUGAAUCAUCUGCCUAUAGAAUGCCUCAAGCUGAAUCCCUGGUAUCAGAAGUUGAAUCAAUGGAUUUUGAUAGUUACCCCCUGCCCGAAAGUAAUCCUCAAGUGCAAUAUUAUGGUGUAAAUCAGACGGCCACAGCAACAACACCGGCUGGUGUUGGUGCCAAGGCAACGACGAGUGUGGCGGAUCAGCAACCCGAACAAAUGUGGACAAUGUGCAAUACAUUGGGUUGGUCACGACAGCGUGAUCAUCUACAGCGAGUCCAGCUGAAAAUUGGCGACAUGGCGGCGUGUGAGAAUGUCUCAAUCGCCACGGUGAACAGCAUGUGCACGGAGGCGACAUAUCAAAAGCAUGACUGCACGCAAGAAGAAUUUGCCGGAGCUCCAGUGCAAUGUCUAAUACCGGGCACCAAUCAAUGGGCAUUGGUUGGUGUGUCCUCAUGGAGAAUAGCAUGUGCCGCAUCGGGCAUUGAAAGGCCAAGAAUGUAUGACAAAAUAGCAUCGAAUGCCGCUUGGAUAAGGGAAACGGUUCAUGCGUCAUAAGUAAAGUUGGGGGGAGGUGUGUGUGUGUGUCCGUGUGGAUGUAUGUUUGUGACCAAAGUGUGUAUGAGUGAGUGUGUGUGUGCGAGGGUAUGAAUGGUUAUGAGCAAAUGGUGUGUGGCAUGAUCAUGCAUGUUAUCUAGGCUAAAGAAAAAAAAAUUAAACAAAAUAUGCCGCCAAGCAGCAGUAACACUUUGUAAAUAGUAGCACUUUAUUACUCACUCUCUGUCUUCUCUCUCGUUAGUUCUCUCUCUUUCUCUCUAUUUGUUUGGUAAGCAGCAUCUAAAUUAAUGAAAGUAAUUUGCAUUUUUUUUUUCGUUUUUUCAUAAUCUAUGUUUAAUUGUAAUGUACUUAAAAUGCUCGUAAGCGUAAAACCUACAUGUCUAUGCAUGUAAAUAGAACUAGCCUUUAUGUGCUUCUUGUUUGAUUUGUGUUAUCUUAAAAAAGAGUUCAAGAGGGUUUUGGGAAAAAAAAUUGUUUAAACAAAUCUUGUUUUUCUAUCCAUGUAGGUCUUAAAUUAUAUUUCUGUAUACAGUCGUGCCCGAUUUUGGCGAAUGUAUUGGUAUUUAAAUUGGACAUACCCAGACUUGAUGGUCUGAAGGCCUCCAUGCCUUCCAGAGGCUCUAUUCUUUUACAAGUCAUCCAUAAUUAAAAGACCUUCCAGGGAUCUAUUAUAUAUAAGGGCUUUCUAUGGUUAAAACACCUUGCAGAUAUUCUUAAUUCCUAACUUAAAUCCUAGAGGCUUUGGAGAUCUUCUAUACCAAAAGUUUAUUCAGGGGUCUUUACAUAUAACAUAUUUCGGUGGUGUUAUAAGACUCUUCGUAGAUCCUCUGCAUUAAAGGCCUUAAAAUCGUAUUUCAUAGACAAAAACUUUUCAGAAAGAAGUGUUCCUUAUAGAAAGAAGUGUUCUCUCGAUAACAAACAGAAAGGUCAUCUCAGAGAUCUUUUCAUAGAUAAUUUCUAUUAUGUAGAUGGAAGACAUUCCCAACAUCUAUUCUAUGUAUACAAGACUCCCAGAGUUCUUAUAAAUAUUGAGGACUUCCAGGUAUCCUUUUGAUAUACACAUCCCUGAAAUUUUUUGUAGACGGAAGAAUUUCCAGAAGUAUUAUUUGUAUACAUUCCAGAGAUCCUCCAUGGGUAGACAUUUUAGAAGUCUUCAUUAGAUAGAAAACCAUUCAGAGGUCCAAAGAUCUUUCAGAUCAGACAUAGGCCAUCUAUAGAUGGAAGGCCCUCUCUAGGAUAUUUCAAAGGUCUUACGUAGAUAGAUUAUUUUUAGAGGUCUUCUGUAGUCCUCUAUUGGUAAUAUAUAUUUCAAAGUUCUUUUAUAGGCCGAAUUCUUUCCAGGGGGUUAUUUAUUGUGUCAAAGUCGUUCAGAGGUCUAAAAAAAUCGAAUAUCUUUCAGAGGUCCUCUAUAGGUAAAAUACAUCCCAAAGAAGUUCUUAAGGAAGUCUGCUUUCAACAGGUUAUCUAAAGAUUAAAAUCCUCCCAAAAGGCAUCUACAGAAGCCUUCCAGGGACCAUGCGAGAUAAAAGCCCCUCUAUAGGUCUUUUAAAAAUAGAGGGUGUUCAAUUAAGCUCUUAUUUAGGGGUUUUAUAGACCUUUAAUGAAGCUUCUGCAGGCUAUCUAAAGAUUAAAGGCCUCCCAAAAUGCUUCUGUACAUAAAGGUCCUUCGGAGACCAUGUGAGGUCUUCAAUAGAUAGAAGCCCCUUUAUAGCAGCACCUCUAUAGAUCUACAAAUAGAGGGGUUUCUUUUGAUCUCUUACUUGGUCUUUGAUGGAAAAAGAAUCUGCCAUAGGUCUUGAAAUUAUAUAGCAUUUUCUACAGGCCUUACAAUUGAUUUUGUUAAAAUCGUGCUCGACGGUAUUUUACAAUAACUUAAUACUUUAUUUCAAAAUUUAUUUCGAAUAAGGCUUUAUACUUUUUAAAUUUUUUGUUAAAAUUUCAAAAUAGGACGCUUGUUAUGCAUGAUUGAGACUGUGUGAAUGAGUACAACUGAAUGUCUGCAAUAAUAAUUUUUGGGGUCUAUUUAAAUAUUCUAUUUAAAAUUUUAUUUCAACAUUUUUUUCCUCUCCAAAAAGUAAAUUUAAUUUUAAGCAGAGUCCUUUAAAGUUAUCAAAUAAGACAACAACGAAUUAUUAACUACACACCCACACAGAAAUAUGUGUGUCGGUGUUUGUGUAUUUGCAUGGUAUAUUUAUUUAAAUAAUAUUAUUAAUUAUUACCUUUUUUUUUGUAA
Musca domestica (house fly) is the source of this 6977-nucleotide messenger RNA. RefSeq lists its product as uncharacterized. NCBI's taxonomy places the organism in Eukaryota, Metazoa, Arthropoda, Insecta, Diptera, Muscidae. The record is from RefSeq and is a predicted model, not a curated record. Gene Ontology annotation, molecular function: protein binding; serine-type endopeptidase activity. Bases 1697 to 4744 code for a protein of 1015 amino acids. The transcript has 9 exons. Gene Ontology annotation, biological process: proteolysis.